Molecule: messenger RNA, 1926 nt
Organism: Chaetomium fimeti
Lineage: Eukaryota; Fungi; Ascomycota; Sordariomycetes; Sordariales; Chaetomiaceae
Product: laccase
Exons: 7
Coding region: 64-1926 (620 amino acids)
Molecular function (GO): copper ion binding; oxidoreductase activity
Source: RefSeq, a predicted model, not a curated record
CAGUUGUCCACAUUCUUGUCUUUGUUCUUGUUUCUUAUCGGGUAGCUUCCCAGUACCCUGAAGAUGAAGUUUCUCUUCGGUGUCGUGGCGCUCACUGUGGGCAUACUUGUCCCCAGUGUUGCUGCCGCACCUCCCUCCACUGCCGCCCAGCGGGACCUUCUCGUCCCCAUCGCGGAGAGACAGGAGGCGGGAGUGCUCCCUCGCCAGGCAAGCUGCCACACUCCCAGCAACCGGGCGUGCUGGACCACCGGCUACAAUAUCAACACGGAUUACGAGGUUGACAGUCCUGAUACGGGAGUUGUUCGGCCUUACACUUUCACUCUCACCGAGAAGGAGAACUGGCCAGGCCCGGAUGGCGUUGUCAAGAACAAGGUCAUGCUCAUCAACGACAACAUCAUGGGACCCACCGUAUUCGCUGAUUGGGGCGAUACGAUCGAGGUUACGGUCAUUAACAACCUCGAUACGAACGGCACUUCCAUCCACUGGCACGGCAUGCACCAGAAGGACACCAACUUACACGACGGCGCCAAUGGCGUCACGGAAUGCCCGAUCCCACCCAACGGAGGCCAGAGAGUCUACCGAUUCAAGGCCCAGCAAUAUGGCACGAGCUGGUACCACUCUCACUUCUCGGCGCAGUACGGAAACGGCGUAGUGGGCACAAUCCAAAUCAACGGCCCGGCCUCGCUCCCCUAUGAAAUCGACCUAGGCGUCUUCCCUCUCAUGGAUUACUAUUACCGCAGCGCCGACGAGCUGGUACACUUCACCAUGGACAACGGCGCACCGUUCAGCGACAACGUGCUCUUCAACGGCACGGCCAAGCACCCGAUCACCGGCGUCGGCGAGUGGGCCAACGUGACCCUCACCCCCGGCAAGCGGCACCGUCUGCGCAUCAUCAACACCUCUACCGACAAUCACUUCCAAGUCUCGCUCGUCAACCACAGCAUGACCAUCAUCGCCUCGGACAUGGUCCCCGUCAACGCCAUGACGGUCGACAGCCUGUUCCUAGCGGUCGGGCAGCGAUACGACGUGACCAUCGACGCGAACAGCACGCCGGGCAACUACUGGUUCAACGUCACCUUUGGCGGCCAGGCCUCCUGCGGCGGCUCGCUCCACCCCACCCCGGCGGCCAUCUUCCACUACGCCGGCGCCCCCGGCGGACUCCCGACCAACCAGGGCUCCCCGCCCACCGACCACCAGUGCCUCGACCUCCCGAACCUGACCCCCGUCGUGACCCGCAAUGUCCCCGUCAGCGGCUUUGUCAAGCGACCCGGCAACACCCUUCCCGUGACCAUCGACCUGACUGGCACCCCGCUGUUUGUCUGGAAGGUCAACGGCAGCGCCAUCAACGUCGACUGGGGCAAGCCGAUCCUGGACUAUGUCAUGACGCAGAACACGAGCUACCCGACGAGUGACAAUAUUGUGCAAGUGGAUGGGGUCAAUCAGUGGACCUACUGGCUGGUCGAGAACGACCCCGACGGACCGUUCAGUCUCCCGCACCCGAUGCACUUGCACGGCCACGAUUUCCUCGUCCUCGGCCGCUCGCCCGACGUGCCCCCCGCCUCGCAGCAGCGCUUCGUCUUCGACCCGGCCGUGGACCUGCCCCGCCUCCGCGGCACCAACCCAGUCCGGCGGGACGUAACCAUGCUCCCGGCCGGAGGCUGGCUGCUGCUGGCGUUCCGCACCGACAACCCGGGCGCCUGGCUGUUCCACUGCCACAUCGCCUGGCACGUGUCGGGCGGGCUGAGCGUCGACUUCCUCGAGCGGCCCGACGACCUGCGCCAGCGCAUCACGCCGGCGGACCGCGAUGACUUUAAUCGGGUCUGUGAGGAGUGGCGGGAGUAUUGGCCGACGAAUCCGUUUCCCAAGAUUGAUUCCGGGUUGAGGCACCGGUUUGUGGAGGAGAGUGAGUGGAUGGUUAAGGCUUGA